AUGUCUGGAUUGUCUCUCCGAAACCCAGAGAGGCGAAUCGAGGUCAAUCCAUUUGACGUCGAUGCUUGGAAUCUUCUCCUUCGAGAACAUCAGUCACGACCGAUUGAGCAAGAACGUGAUUUUUAUGAGAGUUUGGUGAAACAAUUUCCGAAUUCGGGCCGUUACUGGAAAGCGUAUAUCGAGCAUGAGCUUCGCUCGAAGAAUUUGGAAAACGUGGAAAAGAUAUUUAGUAGGUGUUUAGUCAAUGUCCUUAAUAUCGAUCUCUGGAAGUGUUAUGUGCACUAUAUUUACGAAACGAAAGGACAAUUGUCGACUUUUCGUGAGAAAAUGGCCCAGGCUUACGAUUUUGCAUUGGAAAAAGUCGGAAUGGAUAUUCAAUCUUAUCAAAUCUACGCUGAUUACAUUGCAUUCUUGAAGAAAGUCCCGGCAGUUGGUCAAUAUGCUGAAAAUCAACGAAUCACUGCUGUUCGACGAAUUUAUCAGAAAGCGUUGUCAACGCCGAUUCUUCAGUUAGACUCGUUGUGGAAUGAUUAUUGUGCCUAUGAGAAAUCGAUUAAUAUGACACUUGCCGAAAAGUUGAUUGGAGAAAGAAAUAAGGAAUAUCAGAAUGCGCGUAAAGUGGAACGCGAAAUGGAGAGUAUUACUCGUGGAUUGAAUCGACAAGCUGUUUCAGUGCCUCCGAAGGGUACAGCGACCGAGCUGAAACAGGUCGAAAUGUGGAAGAAAUAUAUUGCGUGGGAGAAAACGAAUCCAUUGGGAACUGAAGAAUAUGGACAAUUUGCUAAGCGAGUGAUUUAUGCAUAUGAGCAAGCACUUCUUUGCCUUGGAUAUUAUCCAGAUAUUUGGUACGAAACUGCGCUUUUCUUGCAAGAAGCCAGCAGAACUCUCGAGGAAAAAGGAGACGUUAAACUAUCGCAGACCUUCAAGCAAGAAGCAAUCCAACUUUACGAACGAGGAAUUACUGGCUUGAUGAAGGAAUCGUUGCUUUUAUAUUUCGCCUAUGCCGACUUUGAAGAAGAGCGAAUGAAGUUUGAUAAUGUCAAAAAAAUUUACGACCGGCUUCUUACCAUUGAGCACAUGAAUCCUACCCUGACUUACAUUCAAUUGAUGCGAUUUAUUAGAAGAACGGAAGGUGCGAAAAACGCGAGACUCGUUUUUAAACGAGCUCGCGAGGAUUCGAGAAGUGGCCACCAGGUGUAUAUUGCAUCGGCUUUGAUGGAAUAUUACUGCCAUAAGGACAAAAAUGUGGCGAUGCGAGUUUUCGAACAUGGCUUGAAAAAGUAUGGAAAUGAGCCGGAUUAUGCUCUCGCCUAUGUCAAAUUUUUAUCGCAUCUCAAUGAGGAUAAUAAUACUCGAGUGGUAUUUGAGAGAAUUCUCACUGGCAAUUUGGCUGCGGAAAAUUCUGCGGCAUUGUGGGAUAAAUACUUGGAUUUUGAGACAACUGUUGGCGAUUUGGCGAGUGUGUUAAAAGUUGAGAAGCGGAGACAUGCGGCAUACGCGAAUUUCGAUGAAUCGGUUAGCAGCUCGCUUUUGGUUAUUGAUCGAUACCGAUUCAUGGAUUUGAUGCCGUGUAGUCGCGAGCAACUUCGACUUAUUGGAUACAAGUCAUCGAAACAAGAUUUGGUGCGAAACAAUGGAUCGUCGGCAUCGAAUUCGAAGCAAAUAUCGCACAGAGGACCUCAAGCAGCUAGUUCAAUCAUGGGAGGCAGUGGAGGAGGAGCAGCGCAUUCGGAAAUUGUUCGAUAUGGAUAUCCGAUUCCUGACAUAUCACAGAUGAUUCCGUUUAAGCCAAGGGUCAAUUGCAAUGCUUCAUAUCAUCCUGUUCCAGGAGGCGUUUUCCCACCUCCACCUGCGGCCGCGCAUUUACUUCAAAUGAUGCCUCCACCGCAAUGUUUCAUUGGACCAUUUGUCAAUGUUGAUAUGCUGAUGGCCUCACUCAGUCAUGUGCAAUUACCGAAUAUAACAUUGUCGAUUGAUAAAUUGGAACGAGGAACGACGAUUGGGCCAAUGCUUGUUGAAGAUAUUAAAAAGGAUAUGUAUCAACUUCUGGCAACAACUACAGAUCCAGCUGCGAUUGUACGUUCUUCGGAUCUUACUGCUCUUAAGCGAAAGCGUGGUGAUUCUGACGAUGAAGAUGAGAAUGGAACACACGGAAACUCAUCUGGUUCUCGAGACGCGUAUAAGCGUCGAAUGAACAAAAAGACUGGAGAAUGA
This is a messenger RNA of Caenorhabditis bovis, 2214 nucleotides long. Lineage: Eukaryota; Metazoa; Nematoda; Chromadorea; Rhabditida; Rhabditidae. The record is from the annotation of a GenBank genome assembly.